CAAAAAACAUGGACAGUAAAGAGAUAUUGGAGUCGUACCUUGAUAGAGAUCUGGCAGAGGUGCUUGGAGAGAAGGGGUUGCAAAACAUCAUUGCGACAGAAACUGAACAACGGCUUUCUGAAACAGAGACGGAAAUUUUGACGGCUUUGAUACAACGAAGACACAAUGAGAUUGCAAUGGAGAGAAUUAGAAAAAAUGUGUCUUUAUUAUUAUUCAAAAACGUUUUUGAUGUUCAACAGACGGUUUUAGACAACGAUUAUGAAAAUGAUAGUGAAGUUGAAAAUUUUGUAUGUAGACUAGAAAAGAUAUACAGUAGAUUGGAGGACAAAUGCUUGUCUUUGGAGGUAGAGAAGGAUACUGAAAUAGAUAAACUUGAGCAAUUGGUGAAGGAAUUUUCAGAAAGUGAUGGACUUUUAUUCAAUGAAAGUGAUCCUUUAGAUGCUGUAACUCAAGAAAUCAACCAAUAUAAUACCACCAUGUUGAAUAAACCUUAAGAUUUUUACGUUCCCUACACAUAUAUAGAUGGGUCAAUGUCCUCAACUUCAUUUGCUAGCUGCUCGUCCAAAUAUUGGAAUGCUUCGAAUUUCCAGUUCAAAACGCAUGAUAAGUGGAUCAUUUCUCUUUUUCCACUGUUUUUACCAAUACCACCAGUUUUGAGUGAAGGUUUCAAGUAAACCAACUGGGAUAUACGUGAGUGGACAAGUCCCAUCGAACACAUGGUGCAUGGUUCAUGGGAUGUGUAGACAUGGUACUUGAAGCAGAGAUAGUUGUUUGCUUUAGGGUCCUCUACUUUCCGUUCUUGACGUCUAGCUAGUUCAAGGUCGGCUAUCUCUGCUAUUCCGUCCAUCACCGUAUGUUUUAUCGGAUCUGACGCACAUCUUUCGUCAAUCCUAAUUGACUUUAUAACAUCUUUUGAUGGAUCUACGAAAAUGCUGACAACUGGGCAUUU
Messenger RNA from Pichia membranifaciens NRRL Y-2026, 949 nucleotides. RefSeq lists its product as hypothetical. NCBI's taxonomy places the organism in Eukaryota, Fungi, Ascomycota, Pichiomycetes, Pichiales, Pichiaceae. The record is from RefSeq and is a predicted model, not a curated record. The transcript has a single exon. The coding region runs from base 9 to 494 and encodes 161 amino acids.